GAAGAGAGUGUAUCUGAAAGUCGAAGCUUUUGACUUCAGAAACGUUUGGAGACGGAAAAUGAUGGCAUUCUUUUUUGAGUUUAUUUUAAACAAACGUGUAGUUUUUAAACUACACAACCAAUGGCUAUAUAAUGUUUUUGUAAUGGGUUAUUUUUAAUUCGAAAUAGGUUCUCCAGAACAUCGUAUAACUUCUAUACUGGAAAUUCAGAGACCAUAAAAGAUUAAAAAUGAACAGUGGACUGCAACUGAACUUCACUUUUACAGAUGAUGAAAACUGGACUUUGCCCAAUGUAACUGAGGAGUAUGUCGUGUUUCGGAGCAACAUCACAUAUGUUGGAUUUUACUUGCACCAGCCUUCAGUAGCUGCUAUCUUCAUAGUGUCUUACCUGCUUAUAUUUUUGGUCUGUAUGGUUGGCAAUGGAGUGGUGUGCUUUAUUGUCUUAAGGAGCAAGAACAUGCGCACUGUCACCAAUCUGUUUAUCCUCAACCUUGCUGUCAGUGACCUCCUCGUUGGGAUUUUUUGCAUGCCAACAACUCUUCUUGACAACAUCAUUACAGGCUGGCCGUUUGGAAGCAUGGUUUGCAAAAUGAGUGGAAUGGUCCAGGGCAUAUCCGUCUCCGCCUCUGUUUUUACCCUGGUUGCUAUUGCAGUUGACAGAUUCAGAUGCAUUGUUUAUCCCUUCAAGCAAAAGCUGACAAUAUCAACGGCCACACUUAUAAUUGCAAUUAUCUGGAUCCUGGCUAUAUCAAUCAUGUGCCCCUCUGGAGUCAUGCUUCAAGUGACCAAAGAGCAAAGCAUUCGUGUGUUUCUUGGAAGUGGCAACAGGACAAGUCCUUUCUAUUGGUGUCGGGAGAACUGGCCCAAUCAGGAAAUGCGAAAGAUAUACACCACUGUUCUAUUUGCCAACAUAUAUUUGGCCCCUCUCUCCCUCAUAGUAGUCAUGUAUGCAAGGAUUGGGAUCACUCUGUUCAAAACUGCCGUGCCAACAGGGGGGAAACGUGGCCAUGACAACCGUCACAGUGUAUCCAAGAAGAAGCAGAGAGUCAUCAAAAUGCUCCUGAUCGUGGCCUUGCUCUUUAUCCUGUCUUGGCUGCCUUUGUGGACAUUGAUGAUGCUCACAGAUUACGCUAGACUCACUGAGCACCAGUACAGGCUUAUUAACAUCUAUAUCUAUCCUUUCGCCCACUGGCUGGCAUUCUUCAACAGCAGCGUCAAUCCAAUUAUUUAUGGGUUCUUCAAUGAGAAUUUCCGCCGUGGAUUCCAGGCCAUUUUUAAGUUCUGGCCAUGCGUGGCUGGAGGGCACAGGCGAAAGACCUAUUCACACAGGGUGCAGGGUAACUCUGUGCUGCCAGCUCUGCAGCCUUCUACAGAGCCUAUUUCUCUUAACAGUGUGGACAACAGCUCAAGGAGGGUCAAUCACGUCAAUGAGCAAGACUUGGUCAUGGAGGACCUGGAAAAAGUAUCAGAAAGCAGUGCUGAAGGGGCUUCUCUCUAAACAGAUGGUUAAUGGAAUUAAGGCAGCCCAUCUGUCACUUUGUGGCAGCCAAAUAGUGUUAUAUG
Molecule: messenger RNA, 1561 nt
Organism: Electrophorus electricus (electric eel)
Lineage: Eukaryota; Metazoa; Chordata; Actinopteri; Gymnotiformes; Gymnotidae
Gene: npffr2a
Product: neuropeptide FF receptor 2a
Biological process (GO): regulation of adenylate cyclase activity; cellular response to hormone stimulus; G protein-coupled receptor signaling pathway
Cellular component (GO): plasma membrane
Molecular function (GO): neuropeptide receptor activity; peptide binding; opioid receptor binding
Source: RefSeq, a predicted model, not a curated record